AUGUCGUUGAUUUACUUGCGGCCAAUGGGCCGCCGACUGCCCAACUUACAUAUCUCUCGUUUACACGUUACCUUAGCUCCUCGUUGCCACCGUCUGCAAGUGCCCAAGUUCGACCUGACCGCACUCGACGUGAAAUGGCGUGCGGAAUGGAAUCGCCUCAAGCAAGACCAGGCUCACGAUGGAGCAGAAGCAGAGAAGCAGUCCAGAUACAUCCUGCCCAUGUUUCCGUAUCCUUCUGGGCGUCUUCACAUCGGUCACCUGCGCGUCUAUACCAUCGCCGAUGUUCUUGCGAGGUUCUACACGCUCCAGGGGGAGAAGCCGAUUCUUCCUAUGGGGUGGGAUGCCUUUGGUUUGCCCGCUGAGAAUGCUGCCAUUCAGCGAGGUAUAAACCCUGCAGUAUGGACGAAGAGUAAUAUUACCAAGAUGAAGGAGCAGAUGGGGUUCAUGAAUGGCAGCUGGGACUGGGACCGUGAAAUCUCCACGUGCCAUCCUGAAUUCUACAAGCAUACCCAAAAGAUCUUCCUGAUGCUGCACGAGAAGGGGCUGGCAUACCAGGCUGAAGCCGAGGUCAACUACGACCCUGUGGACAAGACGGUGCUGGCAAAUGAACAGGUGGAUGCGAAUGGUUGCUCCUGGAGGUCUGGUGCCAAGGUCGAGAAGCGCCGGCUGAAACAGUGGUUUUUCAAGAUCACCGAAUUUCGAGAAUCUCUGCUGCAGGACCUCGAGGUGCUGGCAAAAGAUGAUGCAUGGCCCGAGAGGGUGUUGGCAAUGCAGAAGAACUGGCUUGGCAAGUCCGAGGGCGCCAUGGUUAAGUUUCCCGUCAUGGCGCAUAGCCAAGACAUGCACGCCGCCAUCGAGGUCUUUACCACCAGGCCUGACACAUUGUUCGGCGUACAGUAUCUGGCGCUUGCAGCGACGCACCCAAUCGUGCAGCACCUCGCUGAGACGGAUCCUGAGCUUCAGGCGUUCCUAGACACCUUGCCUGGCUUGCCACCGGACUCCAAGGUUGGCUACAUGCUCCCUAGCCUGAGGGCUAUUAAUCCUUUGGCGUAUCACGAGGACACCCCAGCCUCUUCCAAGGAGUCACUGCCAGUGUACGUUGCUCCGUAUGUUCUCGGGGACUAUGGAGAGGGUGCCGUCAUGGGCGUUCCCGGACACGACCUUCGUGACAACGCCUUCUGGAAGGAACAUCACUAUGACCAGCCUGUACGUAUUGUGCUGGCAGCUUCUGAGGACGAGACUACGACGACAAUGCCAAAUGAGCCAUUCGUCAAGCACGGAGUCAUGACAGCACAGAGCGGCCCCUUGAAGGGCAAGUCAUCCCAAGAAGGCGGAAAGAUGUUGAUUCAGAUGCUCGAGGCUGCCGAACUGGCCAAGCCAGUCGAGAAAUGGAGGCUGAGGGACUGGCUCGUCAGUCGGCAGAGGUACUGGGGCACACCGAUCCCCAUCAUCCACUGCGCCUCAUGUGGAGCUGUACCGGUUCCUGACGAUCAGCUCCCGGUCAAGCUGCCCGAGGUUGACAAUCACUGGGCUGAAGGCAAGCCGGGCAACCCACUUGAGUCCGCCACCGACUGGAUCAACACUUCUUGUCCCAAGUGUGGCGGCUCUGCGAAGAGGGACACUGACACGAUGGACACGUUCGUCGACUCGAGUUGGUACUACAUGCGUUUCAUCGACCCACACAAUGCUGAUGCGCUUUUCUCUGCUGAAAAGGCAUCUUUGCUCCCAGUUGAUAUCUAUCUUGGGGGCAUAGAACACGCCAUCUUGCAUCUUCUCUAUGCCCGCUUCAUCUACAAGUUCCUCAUGACAUCUGCCGCUCUUCCCGAUGCAUCACCAGAGGUUUCUCACGAACCAUUUGCCCGUCUCAUCACCCAGGGAAUGGUUCACGGAAAGACGUUUAUCGACCCUUCCAGUAGCCGCUUCUUGACGCAUGACGAGGUUGAUCUGCAAGAUCCUGCCCGCCCGAGAAUUAUUGCCACGGGUGAGAUAGCGAGCGUCAGCUAUGAGAAGAUGUCGAAAUCCAAGUUCAAUGGCGUCGAUCCUACCGAAUUGAUUGCCAGACACGGCGCUGAUGCCACCCGGGCACACAUGCUUUUUCAAGCACCGGUCAGCGACGUGGUGAACUGGGAUGAGGAUAAGAUUGCCGGCGUAACGCGCUGGCUUGGCCGGAUCCUUGAUCUCGUGGUAAAGACGAACUGCCCAGCGGCCGAAAUUCAAGACGCAACGCUCUCUGAGCUUAUCACAGAGACGAGCAGGAAGCUUCCCCAAAUGAACAAGCCCGACCUGGCAUGGUGGGAUGACAACUUCGCCCUGUGGAGAGAUGUGCAGCGGACAAUCGAGUCUGUGACAGAAUCUUACCGCGGCGUGUACUCACUGAACACCAUUAUCUCUGAUCUGAUGAGUCUGACCAAUACCAUUGCGGCGCACCCCGACGCCCACGACAAGAUGCGCUGCGCCGCUGUCUCAGCACUAGUCAGGAUGCUCGCCCCCAUCGCACCGGCUGUCGCGUCUGAGUGUUGGCAGAUACUCGGGGCGAAAGACUCACUCUUCUCGGGCUCUGUGUCUUUUCCUGUGGCAGAUGGCACCCUCCCCCUCCUGAAGGCAAGGACGCAAGCAUGCGCGGUGCAGAUCAAUGGAAAGCUCCGAGUGGCGGUUGACAUACCCAGGCCGCCCGAGCACGCAAUGGAGGAGAGCGAGCUGAAGAGGUGGUUCGUGGAUAGGAUCCUUGAGGCGGACGGCGCGUCGAAACUGGGCGAUGCGGAUGCGAUCCGUUCGGCCAAGAAGGUCAUUGUGGUUCGCAGCGGCCGCGUUGUGAACUUUGUACUGUAG
This is a messenger RNA of Cryphonectria parasitica EP155, 2829 nucleotides long. RefSeq names its product leucyl-tRNA synthetase. The transcript has 3 exons. The record is from RefSeq and is a predicted model, not a curated record. Lineage: Eukaryota; Fungi; Ascomycota; Sordariomycetes; Diaporthales; Cryphonectriaceae. Gene Ontology annotation, cellular component: mitochondrion. Bases 1 to 2829 code for a protein of 942 amino acids. Gene Ontology annotation, molecular function: leucine-tRNA ligase activity; aminoacyl-tRNA deacylase activity; ATP binding. Gene Ontology annotation, biological process: leucyl-tRNA aminoacylation; mitochondrial translation.